GACUCACCGCCGCAGGCGAUGUUUUUAACCUGACGUGUGGGUUGCAAUCCUACAGUCACGGAACCUAUAUCCCUUCCGUAUCGUUUCGGAACGUGUGAGCUGUUACAACUUGUCUUCACGUGUGGCCACUCCCUCGCGAAAAGCAGGUGUCCGGGCAGCACAAAUGCGUCCAUUUUGCUCCCCUCUGCCCCCCUCUCGGCCACUCCCGGACGGAGAAGCCAGGCAAAAACCAGGCCGUCUGAAUUCUCCCUCCAGCCUGAGCUCCCUCGCAAGUCUCCUCCCUCCGCCCUGCCCAGGGCUGCCGACCCGCCAGCUCUCUCCGGCUCAGCUCGGUCCCGCUCCGCCCCUUUCUGACGUUCGCCUUUGCAACCAUGUCGGCGGCAGCGCGCAGACGUCAGGCGGCUGGCGUGCAAGGAGAAACCCCCGCCGCCGCCUCAGAAGUGCCAGCCCCCACUCGCGGAGAUGAGGAGCCGGGCAUGGCGGCGGCCCCGAGCCUCACCGUCUGCCUCAAGCUGCUGGCGGCUGCCUUCUACGGCUUCAGCUCUUUCCUCAUCGUGGUGGUUAACAAGAGCGUCCUCACCAGCUACGGAUUUCCUUCUUCGCUGUGUGUGGGACUGGGCCAGAUGUUGGCUACAGUGGUUGUCCUCUGGGUGGGAAAGGCACUCAGGGUGGUGAAGUUUCCAGACUUUGACAGAAAUAUACCUCGUAAGACAUUUCCACUACCUCUUCUCUAUUUUGGGAACCAAAUCACGGGACUGUUCAGCACAAAGAAAUUGAACCUGCCAAUGUUUACAGUCCUGAGGCGGUUUUCCAUUCUGUUUACAAUGUUUGCAGAAGGAAUCUUACUCAAGAAGAAAUUUUCUUGGGGAAUUCAAAUGACAGUAUUUGCAAUGAUAAUUGGUGCAUUUGUAGCUGCAAGUUCUGAUCUGGCAUUUGAUCUGGAAGGUUACGUUUUCAUUUUGAUCAAUGAUGUCUUGACAGCUGCAAAUGGUGCAUAUGUGAAACAGAAACUAGAUUCAAAGGAGCUGGGAAAGUAUGGUCUCCUUUAUUAUAAUGCACUGUUCAUGAUUCUUCCUACCUUGGCCAUUGCCUGUUUUACAGGAGAUGUGCAAAAGGCAAUGGAAUACAAAGGAUGGGCAGACACCCUCUUCCUUAUACAGUUUACACUCUCAUGUGUUAUGGGGUUUAUUCUGAUGUAUUCCACAGUACUUUGCACUCAGUAUAACUCUGCUCUUACAACAACAAUAGUAGGUUGCAUUAAGAAUAUCUUAAUAACCUACAUAGGAAUGUUCUUUGGUGGAGAUUAUAUUUUCACAUGGACAAAUUUUGUAGGAUUAAACAUCAGUAUUGCUGGAAGCCUGGUGUAUUCUUUCAUCACCUUUACAGAAGAGCAAAAGAACAAGCAGUCUGAAGCCAGCAUCAAGAUGGACAUUAAAGGGAAAAGCUCUGUAUGACAAAAGGGUUGCUUACUGAAAGUAACUCUUGCAUUGCAGCAGUGAUUGCUGAUAAAUCAGUAGAUAUUGCAGUAUCUAUGAAUGGAAUUGUAUUGGGGACCUUGCGUAUGCACAGUCUGAAGAAUGAUACCUUUUUAAAACAAUUAGAUAUGCAGGUGAAGAGUUCAUACUAGGCUGCAAGGAAAAAUAUUUCUUAAAUAUAUCUUGCACCAUCGGUGCAAAAAAUACUUUAAGUGCUACCGUAUCAGUAAUCGCAAGUAAACAAAAGCUACUGGGGUCCUAAAUAUUUCAGAAUCAACCAAGUUUACUGGGCAAACACAAACAGAUUUCACUUGCUAAAAAAGCCUGAUUGAAAUUGCAGUUUCUCAGAAAUUUCUUAAAUUGAUAUUGGUGAAAUGGAGUUCAGCAUAAGUUUCUUAUCCAUAUUGUACAGCCUGGGAAGGUAUGAUGUGUGUGUGGGGGGGGAACUAUUGGCAAGGGAAAGAGAUAACCAAGCUAUCUUCUCUGCAGAUGAAAUCGCCCAGACAAAUUCUGGGGACUCACCUAUGCUGUUACUCUCAAUAAUUUUUCUUCACAUAUUUAAGCACUUGAGUAGCAUUAAUGUUGAGAUUUUGGUCUUUACGUGCCGUUCCAGGCAAUGCUUUCAUGAAGAAACAAGAAAUGCAAACCUUAGUGUUAAGGUUUUUAAUGUUACACCUUGCUUAUAAGUUUUCACUUGAUUAGAGUUAACUCUUGUCUAUGCAGCUUCUGGCAAGAGAAAGGUGCCUCCUCAGAGGAGUACAUUCCUGGUGAAACAGGCGAAGAAGGCUUCUUCCCAUGAGAACAGUGCUCAGUACAGGGCCAACCGCCCAAGAGGCCCAGGUGAUAAUAGAGAAGGUUGUAAUUCUGGUUUUCCGAAGUGUUUGUAAAUUCAGUGUCCAUUUUAGUCUCUGAAUAACCUGAUUUGCAAACUUUGAGUAGAGAUAUUUCCAACUUUGAAAUCUCGGAUGUAAUUUUGUGGAAAUCACUUGCCAAAAUUGUCAACAACCCACUCUCACACCAUCAAUUCCAGCCUAACCUUACAGCUUAUGGCAAAAGGGAAUUAUCACCCAAUUAAAGAAAACAGAGCGGAAGAAAAGCUGACUCAAAAGAAGAAAGCUGGGGUCCAUGUAUAGGUUACAGCCCUCAGCCCUCAGACUGUUACCAAAUUAUGUAUAUCUGCAGUCUUAGCCCAUUAAUCAUAUUUCCUUUCAUGCAGGGCUCUAAUUUGUUCUCCAUUUGCUGACCAAUAGAAUGAAUGGCAAUUUUUGCCUAUGCUAAUAUACCUUUCCUAAAGAAACAUGUUACAGCCACAAGCUGUCAUAGUUGGAAAGUGCCCCAGAUCAUAGGGUUAAAAGGAAGGGUAGAGAAACAAAUAAACAGACUGGGAGAGGGGUGCAUGGUGUGAUACUCUUCCUGUAGUCAUCUGCGCAGUGAUAGCAGGUUGAAUCCUCCUCUCUCCAGUCUGGUGAUAUGUGUCUCUAGACCACAUGUAGGAGAUAUGUGAGGGAGGAGGGAGGAGGGAGGAGGAGGAGAGAAAGGGAAAUUCUUGUGUGAACAAAAGUCUGUUUACAUACCAUUGGAGAUAGGUUGUAAUAUUCUGUCUCCUGUCUGAGCAGAAACAUCACCUAAUCUCUGCUAUAUCCUUAAAAGCUUUGUCUAGAAAGCAGGCUUCAGGUUAACAGUGUUUGGCCUCCAGAUUGUACCUGAGAAAAUGAGUGAAGGGCAGAUAAGACCACAGCAGUAUCUUCUGCUGAAUCAAGUUUGACAGUACUAUCCUCGGAGUUCAGAGCUGCUUUUUCGUGCAGGCUUUGCUUCAGUGGAAUUGGGGUGGGAUAUCUCAGAAUGUGAGAGAACAACACUGUUUCAGCCCUGAGAUUCCCAAGAUGGCCACAUCCACUUCCUCAUGACACCAUUAUUUGUACAGGUUCUGUAGAAAUUUUAUUUUUCAUAUUCAGAAAAGUUGAAAUGCCUCGCCUACAGUGUAGGUUAUUUCUAGUAAUUAAUUGAAGCUUAGAUUUGUUGGCUACUUUGCUUUGCCCACCAUUCAAAUGCAUCCCUCCCAAUUUCUUGUUGUUCCUGUCUCAACUGGAGGCUAGAUGUCAUAAUGGUUAUCUUAAAUGUGGAUGUGGCAGCUGUAAGCAUUGAUGCCCACUCCAAGUUCUUCAGCCAAAAAGUUGUUUUCUUUCCUGUACUUUUCCUAUUAAUUUUUUUAACACACAUGAUCAGUUGUAGCAAUCUGUAUUUUCCAUUUCUUGUUAUGUGUCCAAAGUAUUCUAGCUCUCCCCAUUUGAUGUGUUAUGCUGCUUCUUUGGUCACCCUGUUCAGUAAAGAAAUUCAUAGCAUCCAGCGAUAAAUCCACAUUGCAGGUGCUUUUUUAAAAAUAGUAGCCUAUAUUAAAAUCCACAAUUUCAUGCUGUACAAUAAUGCACAGCAUUAAUAAAUGGGCACUGAAAAACAAUUUUAAGCUUUUGUUGCACAGCACAUUUUUCAUUUUUUGACAAAUGUGAAGUGCCAACUCUGUCCUGACUAAUAUUGUGUGGUUAUAAUUCCACACCUCAUUGCUCAUAAGACUUCCAUGAUGUCGUCUAGCAUUUGUACAAAUACUUUCCCAUUGAAAUACCUCUUUUAAUGUCUCUCUUACAAUGGCUCUCCUGUGAGCUGAGCACUAUUAUUGAGAACCUGAACGCUUAAAUUUGCUGGACACCUUUGAUUCAUCUUCUCUGCCCACCAUUAUAAUGCCCCACCUCCAAAAUUCAGCCUUUGGGUGGGUUGAAAGCAUUUAUCUACUCUUUCCAGUAGAUUUCUGCAAGUUACAAUUGCCUUAUCGCUAAAAAGAUUGUAAAGCACAACAGAUGUAUAAGAUAUUCUGUCUAAAGAAAUACAUAAUGAAAGGAGAGAGACCCUAAGUGUUGUAUGGUUCAGGAUCACAUUUUAAAACCUACUCAUGCUGCAGUUGUGCACAUUGCCAAGUUGUCCAUGGGAAUAAAGUGAUUUCUUCUUGAGGCUGUGAAAAUAAUUUGUGUUUUUUCCUGAAAAAAGUACAUGAAAUUCCUUUUUGAAGGCAUUUUCUUGCCAUGCCCUUGUAUGUAAACUUGGCCUCACCCGGAUUGUGGAAGAAAAAGGUGCAAGUGUGAGGAAAAAGGAAUCAGAUUGCAGGGUGAGGCAGUAGCCGAAGCCAGGAUCUGAAAUGAUGGUAUGAUGCCAGGACCAUCCAGUUUUCCAAAGUUAGUUAUAAUAGUUCCAUCUUUGCCCACUCAGUCCCUCCAUCCAGUAAGCAUGUAACAGUAAAAUAGCUUUCUUCUGCAUGAAAUAGUGAAACUUCUAAAUUCUAUCAGCAGGUAUAAGAAUUAAAAGGUAGCUAGUGUAGCUCAGUGAGUGAGAUAUCUGGCUGUGGAGCCAGAGUUUGAGAGUUUGAUUCCCCACUGUGUUUCCUGUGAGAAAACCCAUUCUGUGUGGCCUUGGGAAAGCUGCGCAGUACCAGGGCACCCGCCCCCCC
Molecule: messenger RNA, 4971 nt
Organism: Pogona vitticeps (central bearded dragon)
Lineage: Eukaryota; Metazoa; Chordata; Lepidosauria; Squamata; Agamidae
Gene: SLC35D1
Product: solute carrier family 35 member D1
Source: RefSeq, a predicted model, not a curated record